UGUCAACUCAAGUUCUUGAAGUGUUAUUAAUUCUGAAGUUGAAUGACUGUUUGGUUAUUUUCGAAUGGAGAAAAGCAAACGUUGUUAUCCAACCAGGAGUAGCAAGAUAGCAAAGCUGGAAGAAAAUGAAAUCCCUGGAAAAAAGUCCCCCGCUUUGUCCAAGAUUAAGAACGUUGAUUCUCCAGCGGCUGUCAAACAUUUCAUGAUUUCUGGAUAUGCUAGUCCCCCUUGCAGACACGUUACUUUAAGCCAACAAAACGAAAAUGAGAUUAUAUGGGACUUGACAUCACCAGGUGCUAGGAAAUAUCAAGGACUAUUAAGUGAUAAAAAAACCAGCACACCAAAUCAAACUCCUACACGUAAAAGAGAGCUGAGACCACGUGUUGCUCUGUGCAAGAAGAAUAUUGCACUUUCAGAAGAUAAAAGUGGUGAUUUAGUGGAUCAACUUGCAGCUUUAAAUGAUUUGGUCAAUACAGAGCAAGCACAAAUUAUCAUGACUCCUCCUCGUUCUGUCAAAGGAAGUGCUACAGAUAGUUGUGAGUUGCUAGUUGACAAAAAGAAAUCUACUCUGCCAGUGAAUCUAAGUAGUACCAGUGAUGCCUUUGAUGAUGACAGCUUCUUUAGUGAAUCAAUACUUUUAAGUACACAAGCUAUGGAAGAAGAAGCAAUUGGGUCUAAGCCAACACCCCCUAAAAAGUGCAAAAAUGAAUUGUUGAUUACUCCCUCCUCCCCCACUCCCAACAGUUCCCACAUUUUCUCCUUUACCCAACCAAGCCCUGAACGAAGUGUUUUCCGCAAGAGUUUUGAUUUAGAAAACGAAGAAACAUCGGACAAAAUUUCAAAUAAAAACGUCACGAAAUUAGUGCCACCAUCUGUACUUGACCACCAGGUUCCAGGCCAAAAAGAUGGAAAAACAGUAUCUCUGUGUUCUCAGCCACCUAUUCUGAAUAACAUAACGGCAUGUCCAAAUCUGUCAUCGCUGACAACAGGAGGAAAAUCCGAUUCGUGUCAUAUAAAUAGAAAGAGUGUUCCUAAAAUCCUAGAAAAGCAAAAUCAACCAGCAAAUCGAGUUAACACAUCAGUUGCGCCCGUAUCAAACAAAAGGCAUCAAAUCAACAAUUCAACAAGUGGCAAUAAAAACGCAUUUCACAACCCAUCUAGAUCCGAAAAACCUACUUCGCCUAGACAACUUACCAGAUCUGGCUAUGGUAUGGGGAUUAAACGGAUAGUGGAUGAUCAGGUGUGGAACAAGAAACCAGUUCACCAAACGUCAUGUCUCCCGCCUCCUCCGAAGUUUAUGCCACAAGAUCCUUUUGGCGAUGAUGAUGACGAUCUUCUCUGCGCCAUGACUGCCAUCGCGCAAGAAGUAGAAAGUCAAUAUGUACCAGCAUCCUGUGCAACAGAGCUGGACGAUGACGAUGUUGACUUCCAGCCCGAAGUACUGGCCUUCAUCAGCCAAAUCGAAACCCAAGCAAUUAAAAGAGAAAAGCCAACGGCGGAGCUUUUGGAAGAAAAGAGGCAAGCGGCUAUACGAAAACGACAACAGCGGUUAAUGAGCCGUCAUUAAGACUUAUGUCUCCUAUAGUCUUCGAAUGCUUUACGCAAUGCAUGGAUAUUUUACCCUGUCAAUCACUUUAAGCAUGAUUCUGUAAGUUAUGAAUGAGGUUAAUUUUUUUGCUAGAAUUACAUGAAACUGGAAACUCGAAA
Molecule: messenger RNA, 1707 nt
Organism: Daphnia carinata
Lineage: Eukaryota; Metazoa; Arthropoda; Branchiopoda; Diplostraca; Daphniidae
Exons: 5
Coding region: 65-1567 (500 amino acids)
Source: RefSeq, a predicted model, not a curated record